Molecule: messenger RNA, 4171 nt
Organism: Morone saxatilis (striped sea-bass)
Lineage: Eukaryota; Metazoa; Chordata; Actinopteri; Moronidae
Gene: wnk4a
Product: WNK lysine deficient protein kinase 4a
Exons: 18
Coding region: 215-4171 (1318 amino acids)
Biological process (GO): renal sodium ion absorption; positive regulation of sodium ion transmembrane transporter activity; protein phosphorylation
Cellular component (GO): cytosol; cytoplasm
Molecular function (GO): chloride channel inhibitor activity; potassium channel inhibitor activity; protein serine/threonine kinase activity
Source: RefSeq, a predicted model, not a curated record
ACAGCCCUCCGGAGCUCUGUUGAUAUAGGCAGCGCCGUCCUUUCACUGGAGGUUAUGGCUGAGGACUUUGUAAGGAGAAGAGAAGAGGACAACUCCGAUUAUGUGAUAGGAACAAUGCGUUAAUCUGCGUUUAUGUGCGCAAUGAGUUUAUGAAUGUUUCUUUACGCAGCGGCUGUGAUGAGCUCUGAAUCAAGAAGGCGUUGAACCUGCUACAAUGUCACACGCACAGGUUGAGAUACCAGGACGCGGUUUCCCAGGCCUCUCUAUGGAUAUGACCGACGACUGCUUAUCCCGGGUGCCAUCCGUGCUCAGGGCGCACGGUUUGGGCGCACGGAGAAACUCUUACGGGCUGCAGAAAAUUAGCGUGGACAUCGAUUCGCCUCUGUACAGCGGCGCCCUUUCCAAAGCCUUGUCCUGGUCAGCUGAGAAUAUAUUAACGCUGCCCGAGUCCAGAGCAGAGGAGGAGAAAACCGACGACUAUCCGCCGUCGCCGUCCCCAGUUUCCAGCCCGGGCACCAGCUCCAACACGCCCCCCUGCAGCCAGGAGCCUGACGCCGGCUCUCUCAGCGGGACCUGGAACCCGAAAACCAGCGCCCAGGACGCCAGCUCGGAGUCUGAAAAUGAACUUCAUCACAAACAGCACAAGGUCUUGUCUCGCAUCACUUUUGAUACUCAGUGGGAGCAGGAGGAGAAAGAAGACGUGGAGACCAAAGCGGUUGCAACCUCACCUGAUGGAAGAUAUCUCAAAUUCAACAUAGAGAUUGGAAGGGGGUCCUUCAAGACGGUAUAUAAAGGACUUGACACAGAGACAACAGUGGAGGUGGCAUGGUGUGAGCUACAGACCCGUAAGCUGACCAAGGCAGAGCGACAGCGUUUCAGUGAGGAGGUGGAGAUGCUAAAGGGCCUGCAGCACCCAAACAUCGUCCGCUUUCACGACUCCUGGAAGUCAACGGUUAAGGGCCUCAAGUGCAUCAUCCUGGUGACCGAACUCAUGACCUCAGGCACGCUCAAAACGUACUUGAAGAGGUUCAAGGAGAUGAAGCUGAAGCUGCUGCAGCGCUGGAGUCGUCAGAUCCUAAAAGGGCUUCACUUCCUGCACACGCGCACUCCUCCCAUCAUCCACCGGGACCUCAAGUGUGACAACAUUUUCAUCACUGGCCCUACCGGCUCCGUCAAGAUAGGAGAUCUCGGGCUGGCCACUCUCAAAAGUGCCUCUUUUGCUAAAAGUGUCAUUGGAACACCAGAGUUCAUGGCCCCUGAGAUGUACGAGGAGAAGUACGACGAAGCGGUGGACGUCUACGCCUUUGGAAUGUGCAUCCUGGAAAUGGCCACCUCUGAGUACCCGUACUCCGAGUGCCAAAAUGCCGCCCAGAUCUACCGCAAAGUCACCAGUGGAAUUAAACCUGACAGUUUCUACAAAGUCAAAGUCCCAGAACUGAAGGAGAUCAUUGAGGGCUGCAUUCGCAUGAACAAUGAUGAAAGGUACACCAUUCAGGACCUCCUGGAACACCCCUUCUUCCGGGAGAACAAUGGCGUGCACGUGGAGCUGGCAGAAGAGGACGACACGGUGAAGUCGGGUCUGAAGCUGUGGCUGCGCAUGGACGACACCAAGAAGCUCCACGGGAAGUACAAGGACAACAACGCCAUCGAGUUCCUCUUUGAGCUCUACAAAGACGUGCCUGAGGAGGUGGCUCAGGAGAUGGUUGUGCUUGGGUUCGUGUGUGAGGCUGACUUUAAGCUCGUGGCCAAGGCCAUACGGGACAGGGUGGCGACCAUCAAGCGGCAGAGAGAGAAGCUAAGGCGGCUGGCAGAGGAGCGGAAGAAGAAGCAGGAGCAGGAAGCCUUAGAAGAAGAACCAGAGCCUCAGACUCCUUUACCCAAAGUCAGCGACAUUGUUGCAGCAGAGUCACCCACCCCGGCCCUGACGCCUCCGGCCCCAAUCUUGUCCCCCGUCACCAGCUCUGUGGACUCUGGCGUCAGCUCCAACUACCCUGCAGAGCCAGAGGAGCCAGAGGCAGACCAACACUUCCACAUGCGCUACAACAGCUUGUCCUCUGCUAACUCUGACUGCGAGACAGACGGCUAUCUAAGCUCCUCUGGGCUUCAGGAUCCGCUGGAGGCCGGCAGCUUCAACACAACCCCUCCCACCACACACACCGACACACCGACUGCAAACGGUUUCCCCAUCCCAGCCCUCCGCUUCCCCUCGAGUAUUGCCGUUUCCAACAACAUAGAACAUAGCAACUCAGGGCCCCCGAGCGGCUUCAACUCUCCUGUGGACAGCUACGCCUCUGAUGUGACUUCAGGCUUGAGUGACGGCUACGAGGGCCUAUCAGAGAAGAACGAGAAAACGGCUGGUAGGCGAACUGCCGCGAAGCUGUUCAGGAGGAGGGCGCGCUCAAGGCUGCGCAUCACAGGGCUCUCCGAUAAAGUGGACCGGGUGGUGGAGUGUCAGCUGCAGACACACAAUGAGAAGAUGGUGACCUUCAAGUUUGACCUGGAUGGAGAUAACCCUGAAGACAUCGCAGCUGUCAUGGUGCACAAUGAGUUCAUCCUCCCGUCAGAGAAGGAGGGCUUCAUCCACCGCAUGGGUGACAUCAUCAAGCGGGCCGAGUCUCUGAUGACCAAAGAGCAGCCAGUCCACUCAAGCGGACACCGACUUCCCCAGCCUGCUUUCCACGGCGGGGUUAACUCAUUGUCUUCCUCACAGCCUAAUCUGCACAGUCACACCCUGCCUCGAACCAGCUCCUCCUCGUCUCUGCCUGACUUCAGUCUGGCUAACCCGAGCGUUGGGGUACGUGGCUCUCCCCCGUGCCCCAAUGGAGACGUCUUCAGUGCAGACAUUACUUCACCUGGGCGACCUCUAAUGCGCUCACAGUCUUUCCACAACGCCCCAGGUUCUCCUCUCCAUUACCAGAACCAUCACAACCCUGCGUCUCUCCUGCCCCACCACCAGCACUACCACUUGCCCUACAUGGGCCACAGUCACUUCCCAUUCACAUACCCAGGCUCUCCGGGUUCCCCCAACCAUCCUCCCCUCACACGUGUAGCCAGUAACCCCACCUUACCUUCUGUUCCCUCCCCAGCCCCCGGUUCCCCAGGUCCUCUAAUAGAAACCCCAAGUCCCGGCAGCAAUGAGAGUGUUAACAUGUCCUCACAUGCCCCUCAGCAUCCCAACAUGUGGGCCCCCCACACGCAGCCCCUGUUUUCCUUAGCUAAUGUCAUCUCCAUGGCCAUGAGCAUGGCCCAGUCUUUCAUCCCUCCUCCAAGCAUGCCCACCCAUGGGAUGUCCUCCUUUCCAGGCUACCACCCCCAGCUACACUCUCAAAUGAACCCGCAGUCAGGUUACCCCUCUGUCUACCAACAACAUUACCAGACCCCACCAGUAGAGGUCCCUUACCCCACCGCAGGCAUCCCAUCACAGAACGUCUACCACAGCCCUGAGAAUACGUCUCAGAUGGAUGGUUAUCCUCAGAGCACUUAUCAUCAGAGCAGUCAUCCAAGCUGGCUGCAUCCUGUCUCUCCACCCACUAUGCCUUCCACUCCUCCACUGGUUCCCCAGGAGCCUUUGCAGCAUUUUGGACUCUCCAGUCCCCACAGCAUGACCCAGGAGGAGAGUUACCACGGUUAUGUGCCCCCAUACACAGCACAGGUUCCAGCUCAGGCUGAACCCAGAUCAGAAGUCUUCAGGUCAAACUCUUCAUCAGAUCUUUCCCCAUCGCCCCCAGAGAGCCCAGAAAGCACUUUAUCAUCCUUCAGCACUCAGCUGCACCCCGCUGUACCUGAGAUGAAUGCCAGUAGCCCUCAACCAAAAGCCUCUUCCACGGAAUCGGUCCAGUCUGCACCAGUCACUGUUGGGAGAUUCCAGGUGACACCCAGCAUGGACAUCCCUGCACUUCCUGUGCCAGUAGUUGCUGAACCCGCUGCACCGCAGCCGGCAGACAGCGGCAGCACCCCGUCAGAGAGCAGCACAGAGGAGCAGGGGGAGUCUGAGACGAGCCUGGGCACCUCCCUCACAAUGUCCCCUCCUCAAACGCAUCCCCACAGAGGGUCGACGGGGGUCCUCCAGGAGGUUGACGGACAGGUUGGGUGGGCUGGGAGCCAGGAGCAGCAGCAGGACAGAGAUGAAGAGGAUGAGGAUGUGGAGGAGGAGGAGGAGGAGGAGGAGUAG